Molecule: messenger RNA, 1323 nt
Organism: Hibiscus syriacus
Lineage: Eukaryota; Viridiplantae; Streptophyta; Magnoliopsida; Malvales; Malvaceae
Product: nuclear cap-binding protein subunit 2-like
Exons: 8
Coding region: 103-870 (255 amino acids)
Biological process (GO): mRNA cis splicing, via spliceosome
Cellular component (GO): nuclear cap binding complex
Molecular function (GO): RNA cap binding
Source: RefSeq, a predicted model, not a curated record
GGCAAGGGCAAGGGCAAAGGCAAAAGCAAAAGCAAAAGCCUCGACCUUUAUAAUUCGUUAUAUGCAAAUAAUUUGAAUUUUUGGGAGCUUUUGAAAAAGGCAAUGGCUUCUCUGUUCAAGGACCCAACUAAGAUUUCAGCGUACCGAGACAGGAGAUUUAAUGGCACUCAAGAGGAAUUCGAGCAAGCCCUCCUCAAUUCGACAACCGUCUAUAUCGGAAACAUGUCUUUUUACACUACUGAAGAACAAGUUUAUGAGCUUUUCUCUAGAGCCGGUGAAAUUAAGAAAAUAAUCAUGGGGCUUGACAAGAACUCUAAGACACCUUGCGGCUUUUGCUUUGUCUUGUAUUAUUCUAGGGAAGAUACCGAGGAUGCUGUUAAAUACAUCAGCGGGACCAUUCUUGACGACCGUCCGAUUCGUGUAGAUUUCGAUUGGGGAUUUGUUGAAGGAAGGCAAUGGGGCCGUGGCCGAAGUGGUGGUCAAGUGCGAGAUGAAUAUCGAACUGAUUAUGAUCCUGGCAGAGGUGGCUACGGAAAAUUAGUUCAAAGAGAAUUGGAAGCACAAAGGCAGCUUGUAGAUUAUGGUGCUGGGUCCUUGGGCACAUUCCCGCCGGUUAUGCCUCCUCAUUAUGGUAAGCAUGGAGGGGGCCAUGGACAUGGUGGUUCUUAUCGUCAUGGGAGAGAUUACCAUCGGAAGCGGCACCGAGAUGAUGACCGACAUGGACGCGAGGCCCCAAAGAGGAACUCGGAUCAUGAAUCCAGGAGAGCCUCUGACCAUGACUCAGACUCUAGACCGGAGAAGAAUCCACGUUUCCGGGAGAGUGGUGAUUCUGAUGAUGAAGAAGACAAUGACAAUAAACGAAGGCCUUAAUGGAUACUGUUAUGUUUUCACUAAGAGGAAGGUAUUGGUAUUUUCGUGCAUUUGUUAGAGGUGGUGCUCCAGAGGUAGAACACUAUGAAGUUCUCAUGCUACAAUAGGGCACACCAAAUGCCCUGCUUUGCGCUUGCCUUGUGAUUUAGGGAAAGUAUGCUGCAACCGUUUUAGGUUUUUGUUUUAGGCAUUAGUUGUAUUUUUAAGGGAACUAAUUAUUUUAUUUUUCUUUUUUCCGCAACAAAUGUGAUUUAUAUUUGGUAUUCCGGCCUUGAUUCUCCGUUUCCGACAUUUAACAAUGCAAGUCUCAGCAUCUGGCAGAUCAUUCUUAUUCAUUUGACAGAAGCAGGGCAGGUUGCAUGGCAUAGGUGUUUGUAGUUUAUGCAAUAGCCUGAUUGUUACCAGAACAUAUUAUAUGGAUAGUUGAUAAGACAUGAUUUCCUCCUUGGUCAA